AAAAAAAAAAAAAAAAAAAAAAAAAACCCCUCGGUUUCUCCGUUAUCAUUCCGGCUGUUUUCUUUGUUUCUCCUCUUUGUUUCUCCUCUUCUUCUUAUCCAUCAUGCUCUAGGCCUAGAAACCGACUUUUCACCCGAUAGAAAGGGAGUGGAGCAAGCCAGGAAGGACGCGAUUCAUGCAGCUUAUUUCCCAAACUAAGCAGGACACCCAGACACGGAAUUGAUAAACUGCCGCAGGACCGGCAGCUCAGUUCAACACGUGAGAAAAUAACAGACCACGUCUCCAAGCAAGAAGGCACAAUGAACCCUCAAAUCCAUACCGAACCGGUCAUGCAACCGGAACCCCAACAGUACAUCCAACCGGUGGACGAAAAAACCCCCGACGGGGAUAUCGGCUACACCAAAGACGGAACUACCUGGGAGCAAAACGCAGGCAAAACUCCAAGCCAAAGCGACGAGGAUGGCGAGAUGAUCUCCAAACCGUGGUAUCGUCGUUGGCUACGACACUGGAAGCAUGCCGCCUACGCGGUCAUCUGGCUCUUGUUCACCGGAUGGUGGAUAGCCAGUCUCAUCCUGCACCGACAUGACAAGAACUGGGUUAUCCCGUUCCUGCUAUACCUCGCCAUCACACUGCGGAUUAUCUUCUUCUACGUUCCCGUCUCCAUCAUCACGCGACCAGUGUUCUAUGUCUGGAAACGCACAGCUACACCCUUCGUCCGCUUGAUCCCCGAGAAACUGCGAAUCCCAGCCGCAGCCCUCCUCACCAUCGCGGUAAUCCUAAUCGGCUCCUUCGCCUCGCCAGAAUCCGCAGAUAACACGCGCGACAACCGCGCCGUCAGUCUGUUCGGUCUGGUCGUGUGCAUUUUCAGUCUCUGGGUUACCUCACGAGACCGCAGUCGGGUCAAUUGGCACACGGUGAUUGUGGGUAUGCUGGUGCAGUUCAUCAUCGCGCUGUUCGUCCUGCGCACCACGGCCGGUUACGACAUCUUCAAUUUCAUCUCGACGCUGGCGCGCGAACUCCUCGACUUCUCAACACAAGGCACCGAUUUCUUAACCACAAAUGGCUUUGCCGCAAAUCACAGCGGUUGGUUCAUCGCCGGGGUUGUCCCAGCCAUUAUCUUCUUCGUCUCCUUUGUUCAGCUGCUGUACUACUUUCACAUCAUCCAGUGGUUCGUUGUCAAGUUCGCUGCGUUCUUCUUUUGGAGCAUGCGUGUAUCUGGCUCGGAGGCCGUUGUCGCAGCUGCGUCGCCUUUCAUCGGACAGGGUGAAUCCGCAAUGCUCAUCAAGCCAUUUGUCGCACAUCUUACCAUGGCUGAAAUCCACCAAGUCAUGUGUUCCGGUUUCGCCACAAUUGCAGGCUCCCUGCUCGUCUCCUUCAUCGGCCUGGGUGUUAGCUCCCAGGCUCUCAUCUCAUCUUGUGUCAUGAGUAUCCCCGCCUCGUUGGCAGCCUCUAAACUACGGUGGCCCGAGAGCGAGGGCGAGACUCUCACAGCUGGCCGCGUGGUUAUCCCCGAGGAACCCGAGGAAGAGCGGCCCGCAAAUGCAUUGCAUGCAUUUGCCAACGGCGCGUGGGUUGGUAUCAAGAUCGCGGGUCUCAUGAGCGCUACUCUGCUCUGUAUAAUCUCGCUCAUUGGCCUCAUAGACGGUCUUUUGACCUGGUGGGGUCGCUAUCUUAACAUCAAUGAGCCGACGUUGACGCUCCAGCUGAUUGUUGGGUACAUCUGUUACCCGAUUGCAUUUUUGCUUGGUGUCUCUCGCGAUGGUGAUGACAUUCUGAAAGUUGGGCAGUUGAUUGGGAUGAAAUUGAUAUCGCAGCAGAAUGAAUUCGUCGCCUACCAAUACCUUCAAACGGACAGCGAGUAUGCGGAUCUUUCUGCACGCUCUCGCGUUAUCGCUACUUAUGCCCUCUGCGGUUUUGCCAACAUUGGCUCGCUGGGUAACCAGAUUGGUGUGCUGGCUCAGAUCGCCCCGUCCCGUGCUGGUGAUGUCUCGCGCGUUGCUAUCAGUGCCAUGUUGACGGGAGCAAUCAGCACUUUCACUAGUGCCGCGAUUGCAGGGCUAUUGAUCACCGAUGAGCAACAGUACAUCUCAUCAUAG
Molecule: messenger RNA, 2096 nt
Organism: Aspergillus glaucus CBS 516.65
Lineage: Eukaryota; Fungi; Ascomycota; Eurotiomycetes; Eurotiales; Aspergillaceae
Product: NupC/NupG family nucleoside CNT transporter
Exons: 4
Coding region: 300-2096 (598 amino acids)
Biological process (GO): nucleoside transmembrane transport
Cellular component (GO): membrane
Molecular function (GO): symporter activity; nucleoside transmembrane transporter activity
Source: RefSeq, a predicted model, not a curated record